CACACCCACACACAUCCACACCCCACACACCCACACAUCCACCCACACACACACACAUCCGCACCCACACCCCACACACCCACACCCACACACACAUCCACACCCCACACACACAUCCACACCCCACACACCCACACCCACACACACAUCCACACCCCACACACCCACACCGACCCACACCCACACACCCACCCACACACACACACACAUCCACACCCCACACACACACACACACACCCCACACACCCACACCCACCCCACACCCACCCACACCCACACCCAUACCCACACCCUAUGGAUACAAAGGUACGAUAUACUCAUCAAGAUCGAGCAUGCCCAACCAUUCUGAUAGAUCUCCAUAACGAAUCAGACAGUCAUGAAGCGCUUCAGUUUGAAAAUAUCAUGUCGAGAGAACGUCAGAUAGAACAAGUGCUGAAAAGUUCCACUGAACAACAUCAAUAAGUCCUGGAUAUUUUUUGGUGUAGGUAUCAAUUAAAAGUGAAAGAUGUCCAUCGUUAUCGGUAGUGUUGUAGAUGACGAACUUUUGAAAUCCGACCAAUCGAUGAAACUCGAUCCAUUGAGAUAGAUACAAGGCUUUAUUGUGCAGUGGAGAAGUGCAUAAUGUUGGUGCUUGUUGGUUAGUAUUUGAUGAAAUGGUUUGCGAGUGAGGAACAGUUACAAAUGCUUUAAGAAUUGGUGCAUUGCGGUUCUUGUCUAAUACCGAAGCGAGAUACGGGUGUGGGUGUGGGUGAGGGUGUAGGUGCAGGUGUGAAUUUAGUUGAUAUCAACACCUGUACACCCACACCCUUUAUUGGUAUUUACGAAAGAUGAAGAAUAUUGCUGAGUUAGUCAUUCUAUUUUUUUGCAUAUGAUUGUCUUUGUCAUAAAAACAUCUAAAAGCAAAUGAAUCAUAUGAUAAAAAGGAAUUUUUUUAAAUAUUGUGGAUUGUGUGAUAGUACUUCUGAAUGAACUCAUAGUUGGUUGUCGUCUACCUCCAUUUGCUAGUAUUGUUCGUUGCAUUCAUACUCAAAGUAAAUCUAAUCAUCGUUUUAAUAGAUAUUCUUUUUUUCUUAAUCAUUGCUGGACGAUCUUUCAACAACUUUUCUUUUUCUUUAUGUAUGGAUUUUUGUGUGUUGUACAAUUGUUCGAAUCAUUACAAACAUAUCCACAAAUAGAUCGAGUAAUAUUCUAGAGCUAUGAUAUAUUUACAUUUAAUUUUCUUGAUAAUUCAUCGUCUACAUGAGUGGAAACAUUUUAUUUAAUCGAAAUUUAUAUUAUCGGUUUUCUCAAGCGAAAUAUAUCACUCAAUAUUUUAAUAAUAUUUCUUUUAAUAUCCGUUUAUUCAAACCUAAGUAUUUUAAUUAAUCAAUGAACCUUUUAUUCCUAUACAAAAUGGUCUAUUUGGUAUUAAUGCAAAGAAAUAUUUAUCAUUUUUCGAGAUCCUUUUUAAACGAAAAGUCCAAGAAGAACAAUGUUUCAAUAUGAUUUUUUUCUCAGCUUGCUUUUUGACUAUAAGAUUCAGUUCUUGUAUAGGUAUUUUUUUCAUGUUAAAUUUCUCUAAUGCAGGGAAUGUAGAAAUUUACUUCAAAUUAUAUAGCUCACUAUAUUUAAAUCUACACUUUUAGAUGACUGAUAAUGGAAGAGGAACGUUAUUCUGACCUCAUAUUUAUAUGACUCAUGAAUAUGAGGUUUCGAACAUCAGUCUAAUCAAAUAAUCAAUGUGAUACCGAAGUUCAUUUAAGGACAAGGAACACAUAAGAUUACUCUUAAUACAUUUUGAGUAUUUUUUUUUCAGUAGCAUUAGGAUAUGAAAACGAGAUUUUCAAGAAAUAGUGAACAUUUCACCAGAUCAAUAUGUCAGGUUUUAGAUCCCACACAUACACCCACUCUAAUGUCUUCUUCUUGAAAUGUAUGCUCAGAAAGAGGGUGGGUGUGGGUGAGGUGUGAAUGAAGAGAUGAUCCACACCCUCUGUUGGUCUUGUUCUUACAAACCCUAUUCCGGUCGACAAGCAAUCUUAAGUGAUCUAUAUGUUAAUCCAAAUACUCGUGGUUUAGGUAUUGCGGGUUUAUUAGUUCAAGCAUGUGAAGAACAAGCUCGUCAACGUAAAAAUAUUCAGUCCAUUAUUUGGCAAACAGCAAUAGAUAAUUAUUCAGCAUAA
Molecule: messenger RNA, 2159 nt
Organism: Rotaria sp. Silwood1
Lineage: Eukaryota; Metazoa; Rotifera; Eurotatoria; Philodinida; Philodinidae
Source: the annotation of a GenBank genome assembly